This is a messenger RNA of Acanthosepion pharaonis, 474 nucleotides long. The record is from the annotation of a GenBank genome assembly. Lineage: Eukaryota; Metazoa; Mollusca; Cephalopoda; Sepiida; Sepiidae.
AUGCCUUCCGCGAAGUCGGUUGGAACCCCCCCCUUCAAGGUUCAAGGUCAGGUUUACCACCGGAUUGGGUCUCUUUUGCCGGAAACUGCCACUGAUUCGGCCUUUCCACAAAUAUACUUCAUAGCUGGCUACAAUCAACAGGCAGAUGCCCGCAUGGGCAUUAUUCCCGAGAAAGAUACAGGACAGGACAAUUAUCCUCGCAGGGAUAUCGUAAUGAGUCUCCAACAAAUGCUCCACGAGACAAACAGCUAUGUCCGCAGUUGUAAGUAUGCUCUCGAAAAUAACACUUCUGAUUUCAUUAUUGUAAUUGAUGCUGACAAACGGCCUCAGGGAGAGCACGAACGUCGUUACAAUGCUCCCGCAAGUAACGAAGUUUCCGUCAUUGUCAGCGGUGAUCAGCACAACAGACGUGGUAUUGUUAUCGAAUCGCGCGGCAGUGGGCUCCGAAGAAUCAGUGAAACGCACCGGUCCUAG